AUGGGUAGCAAACGUAAGCGGAAGGAUAAGGACGUUUCUGCAGUAGCACCAGAUGCCAAACGGCAGCAGAAAGAUACCCAAAAACCCUCUACCGAAGCAGCAUCUCCCCCUCCAAUCGACACUUCCCCGUUUCUCGACAAUCCAAGAGGAGCCGACCUGAAGAGAGAAGUCCAGCUCUACGAUACUCUGGGCAGUGAAGAUGGUUUGGAGAGACUAGGCGCAGCCAAUGCGAUUAUUUCUGGUCUUUUGGGCGGAACUGGGGUCGAAGAAUCAACAUUGCAAAAGCAUUUGGAGAGGAGAUUGUUUCGCGGACUCGCGAGUGGCAGGAAGGGUUCGAGAUUAGGCUUCAGUGUCGUCUUGACGGAGAUACUGUCUGAGUUGUUUGGCGCCAAAGAUCUCGCGGCACAAAAGUACUCCAAUCUCACAUUCGACCGAAUACUCGACUUCCUGGUCACCAAAACCAAGCCUGAAGGUGACUUAAGCGGACAAGAGGAAAAGGACCAUGCUCUUGGCUUACUAUUCGGAUUGCAGAGUUUUGUGAGGUCGAAUAUACUCUUUGGAACCACAGGUCAUUGGAAUGAUAUACUAGACAGGCUUCUGGGACUCGCGAAGAAGAAGCCAUGGAUCAGAGAAGAAUGUGGCUGGGUUAUUGUGGAAGCACUCGCGCAAAUGAGUCAGUCUCAAGCAGAGUAUACCUUGGAGCAAUUAUGUGACGCGGGGCUAGCUCCUUCACCUGAAGGUGUUGGCAUCUGGCUUACAGCGCGGAACCGAUUCCCGGAUAUGAAACUACCUUCAAAGCCAUGGGGCAAAAGUGCCAAUCCUCUGGACCACUUAAAAACUCUAGGGAAAGCUUUGAAGGAAAGCUCAUCAGGUAAUCAGUCGGCGAACGAGAAACAGCAGGCCACACAAACCGGGAGUUGGAACUCUAAGCUUCACUUCGUCUGGAACAUACUUUUAGCACAGUAUGCGCAGGAUGCAACGGCAGAUGGGAGUACAUCGAAUUUCGAAAAUUUCUGGAAAGUUGCAGUUGAUGAGAAUCUCUUUGCUUCAACUGCCUCGCCGGAGCGAACAGACCGCCUCUUGAACCGCGCAGCGGACAAGUCACUAAAGGUUUUGGUCCAGGCAGCGGAGGCCAACUCGCAAGUCAUGGUCACUGUUCUUCCUCAUUUGAUCGGAGGACAUGGUACCUACAACUUCGACACAGCGACCAAGACGAAGACCGUCGAGAAGCUUUUGAGUCUUGUCAAUGAUAAAAAUGCGAAUUCCGUGAUGGCAAUUCUCCAGAAGCCAGUACUUUCUAUAGAGGGUACCGAUGCAACAAAACAGGCGGAGAUGCGUCGACAAUUGUUCCUCGAUUACCUACUGAGCAUCAUUCGACGAGUCAAUGUCCAGGACGACUCCCGUGACCUUAGCUGGGUUAAGAAGAAUGCACUUCCAACUAUAGCCAACAUGGCUUAUUGCGAAGAUGUUCAAUUUCAACCUCCCCUAACCCCAAAGAUCCGAGGUCUUUCCAGAGAUCGUUUGAUGUCUUGCUUUGCCCAUCUCUUGCCCGAUCUGAGAGGAUACUCAUUUCCGUGUGACCUUGUCAAAGCUCUUGAGCCAGAUGCGGUGAAGAUGGAUGCCAAAAUUGCCGAGGCAAGAGACGGUGCAAUCUCUACAAUGGGCAAAAUUUUGAAGAAGACCAAAAAGGCCGACGCUCAGGAUAAAGCACCUCUACAAGCUCUAGCACUACUGUACUCCCUUGUUGUCUUCCAGCUUUACAAUGGUGAGCCUGAAGCAAUCUCCACGAUUGACGAGUUGAAACUCUUCUACGACAAGCUCAUCCGGCAUAAAGAUUCAGAGGAUUCCGAAGUGGAAGCUUCCGGAGUCUUGGUUGAGCUCCUGUUAUCCUUCAUCUCGAAACCAUCUGCACUUUUGCGCAAAGUUACACAGCAUGUCUUCACUGCAUUUAUGGCAGAUAUUACAGUUGGGGGCUUGAAACUUAUCACAGAUGUUUUGGAAUCUAGCGAAAAUUUGAGAGGCCAACAGGAAAUGUUUGAUCAACAACCGGAAGAUGGCGAACAAGUGGAAGAUGAUAGUGAUAUUGAGAUGGGCUCCGAUGUGGAAGUUAUCGACAUGAAUGGAGAAGACGGUCAAUUGACCACCAAUUUGGACGAAGACGAGGAAUCUGACGAAGAGGAGAAUAGUGAUGGAGAUGAGCCUGCAGAGGAAGAAGAUGAAGAGACGAAAAAGCUCGAUGCUGCUCUGGCAUUAGCACUCGGUACCAAAGGUUUAGACCCUGACGCCGAAGAAUCGGAUAGCGAUGCUGAUAUGACCGAUUCCGAAAUGAUGGCUCUCGACUCAAAGCUCGUAGAGAUCUUUUCCCAGCGAAAGAAAGAUACAAAGCCGAAAAAGGAGCAUAAAGAGGCGAAGGAAACCAUCGUCAAUUUCAAGAGUCGAGUGUUGGACCUGCUAGAGAUAUUCGUCAAGAAGCAAUCAGGAAACUCUCUUGCGUUUGGUUUACUAUUACCCCUCCUACAGCUCAUUCGCACAACCAAGACGAAGAAAUUGGCUGACAGGGCUUCGAACAUCAUUCAAGCCUUCCAGCAAGCGGCGAAGAAGCAUGGGAAAGCAGCGGGAGAGGUCAGCAUUUCUAAGCAAGUAAAGCUGAUGAAAGCGAUUCAUCUUGAAGCCUCAAAAGAUCCAUCACAUAUGUUUGCCAAGGCAGCCAGUACUUCGAGUUUGAUGCUUGCAUCGAGCUGUUACAGAGCCAAUAAGGAUAGCUUCGAGAAGCUAGCAGCAGUGUAUAUGAAGACUCAGGUCGCGUGGGUCAACGGCGAGGUCAAGCUGUCGGUGAUAUUGUUUAAUGAUUGGACCAACUGGUGUCAGAAUCACGCAAAUGCAAACGCAUAA
Messenger RNA from Lachnellula hyalina, 2892 nucleotides. It is a transcript of the gene pol5, whose product is annotated as DNA polymerase V. The transcript has 4 exons. Gene Ontology annotation, cellular component: nucleolus. NCBI's taxonomy places the organism in Eukaryota, Fungi, Ascomycota, Leotiomycetes, Helotiales, Lachnaceae. Gene Ontology annotation, biological process: regulation of DNA-templated transcription. Bases 1 to 2892 code for a protein of 963 amino acids. Gene Ontology annotation, molecular function: transcription factor binding; rDNA binding. The record is from RefSeq and is a predicted model, not a curated record.